AUGCCACGUAAUCCCACACAGAAACGACCUUCACAAAGCAAUCCUAUGGUGGAAGCAGUAGAAGGCAAACGACAGUCUAAGCUGAGUAAGAAGAUUCUUGAGGCUGCAAGUCAGGAUGCUCCUGUAUUGAAGCAUCAUGGUCGCCCUCCCAAGCAAGUGCCAGGACAAAGCGACUUAAAUACUGAUGUCCAUGGUGACAAAGCUAAACAUACUUCAGUCUGGGUUGAUGAAGGAGCUCUGGCGAAACUUCAAGACAAGAACAGAGUUGAUGGUGGGAUUCAUGUGGCUCAAGAGACUAAGGUGCUCUUCUUUACUGUUCUCUUCAUAUUUACUCAUUAUCUUUGA
Messenger RNA from Fomitiporia mediterranea MF3/22, 345 nucleotides. RefSeq lists its product as uncharacterized. The transcript is spliced from 2 exons. NCBI's taxonomy places the organism in Eukaryota, Fungi, Basidiomycota, Agaricomycetes, Hymenochaetales, Hymenochaetaceae. The coding region runs from base 1 to 345 and encodes 114 amino acids. The record is from RefSeq and is a predicted model, not a curated record.